UCCCGCCCUUACACUGCCUCUGAUUGGCUUUCCCUAAGCUUAACCAACGGAAGCAACGAGUACUAGCCAAUCAGAGGGAGUGCUGCCGGGGGAAAAAAAUAACGCACGCAGGCGUAACUUUUAUUAUUAAAUGAUGUAUUUUUUAAUAUUAUUACGAUGAAGACAUGUAGACAGCCGAUUAGCUAAAGCCUCCAAUCAGACAUGUUUGUCUUUCUUCAACCGCGAAAACACAAUCUGCCGGACUUCCUUGUUUACUUCGUGACAAACUGAACUUCCACUAAUGGGGCUCUGCCGACUUCAUAACGAAGAAACUGACGAUGGAUAAAAUGCAGUCGGUCUAUUCGCUUAUCACAGCUGCGUUCCUCGUAAGCUUUCCUGUGGUUUUAGCGGCCCAGCAGCCUCACAUCGUGUUCGUCCUGGCAGAUGACUUUGGUUGGUAUGAUGUCGGCUACCACAGCUCAGAGAUCAGCACACCGAACCUGGACAAACUGUCAGCCAGAGGAGUCCGCCUGGAGAACUACUAUGUUCAGCCUCUGUGUACCCCCUCCAGGAACCAGCUCAUGACCGGAAGGUAUCAGAUCCACACAGGCAUGCAGCACCAGAUCAUCUGGCCCUGUCAGCCGUACUGUGUGCCUCUGGAUGAGAAACUGCUGCCCCAGCUGAUGAAGGAGGCGGGCUAUGGCACGCACAUGGUGGGCAAGUGGCACCUGGGCAUGUACAAGAAGGACUGCCUGCCCACACGCCGGGGCUUUGACACGUACUUUGGCUACCUGACAGGCAGCGAGGAUUACUACACUCAUGUCCGCUGUAGUCCCAUCGCUGCUCUGAACCUGACUCGCUGUGCGUUGGACCUGCGGGAAGGAGAAGAGGUCGCCACCGGAUAUAAAGGAGUCUAUUCCACUGAGCUGCUCAGCCAGAGGGCCAUCAGCAUCAUUGAAAAACACAACUCGAACAAGCCGCUCUUCCUCUAUGUGGCAUUGCAAGCAGUCCAUUCACCCCUGCAGGUGCCAGAGCGCUACGUGGCCCCCUACAGUUUCAUCAAAGACCCCCAGCGCAGGCUGUACGCUGGCAUGGUGUCGGCCAUGGACGAGGCAGUGGGUAACAUCACUCUGGCUUUGCAGCAGGGAGGACUUUGGAACAACACGAUCCUAGUCUUCUCAACAGAUAACGGCGGUCAGACGCUGUAUGGUGGCAGCAACUGGCCACUGCGAGGGAGGAAGUGGUCACUGUGGGAAGGAGGGAUCCGGGGAGUCGGAUUUGUCGCCAGCCCGCUACUGAAGCAACCCGGGACCAUCAGCCACGAACUAAUCCACAUCUCCGAUUGGCUGCCAACACUUGUUGGCCUGGCAGGAGGGAGCACGGGCGGUGCAAAGCCACUGGACGGAUUCAACGUGUGGAACACAAUCAGCAAAGGGUUUGCCUCACCCAGACUGGAGCUGCUGCACAACAUUGACCCUCUGUAUAACGACAUUGCUCCAUGUCCUGGCAUGGAGCGUCAGUUAACUUUGGCUCAGGUGGUCAGCGGAGGCUCCUGGGCCAAGUUUGGCUUCAAUGUGUCCAUUCACGCGGCCAUUCGAUCCUCAAACUGGAAGCUGCUGACUGGCUACCCAGGCUGUUACAUUUGGUUUCCGCGGCCCGGCCACAACAGCUCUGAGUCGAGCCCCUCCAAGGUGGAUCCACUGAAGUCCGUAAUGCUGUUUGACAUAGAAAAAGAUCCAGAGGAGAGGAAUGAAGUAUCCACUCAGUUCCCCACAGUAGUGGAGUAUCUCCUCAGUAGGCUCCACCAACACCAGAAAAGUGCUUUGCCGAUAAACUUCCCCGCUGAUGACCCCAGAUGUGACCCAGGCCCCGCUGGAGCCUGGGGACCCUGGGCUUAGAUGGCAAUGACAAUGAUGAAACUUUGUUUACGGUGUUUACUGUGAAUUACAGCAGGACUCUCUUCUGUGAAGAAGAGAAGAAGUUUUAGAUAUUUUUUAACUCUGAUUAGAAUUGAAUAUAUAUCAACUCAAAGACAGCUCAAUCCAUCACACAAUAAUUUCAAACAGUCUAAAUUCGAUCAUGCUGAUUUUUCAUAUUUUAACACGAGACCACAUAGAUUUUUUACUUUUUCAGCAAACAAUAAAGAAACUCAAUCAUUAAUUCAGGUUCCGCUUCAGGUAUUUGCACUUCAUUUAUAUACUGUUGUAUGUGCCAAACACAAAGCCAGGGAAAAAACAGGCUGCUUUAAACCUGAAAGAAACUUUUUUGAAGAUUUUCUGAGCUUUUUAAGGAUUGUACAGGAGAGAGCAACAUGUUAGAUGUGUCCAAGAGAGAGAGAGUAGAUGCAAAAAGCUGCACUAAUAAAUACUUUUAUAUUGAUAGUGGUUAAAAUGACUACAUAUAAUGUGAAAGGAGUUACUUGUUUUGGUUUUACGGCAACCUUACUGUUUUGAUUCAUUCUCGCUCUUAUCAGCGUUGUUUCCAUCAGCAGCAGGAACCUGUUUUCAACGAAAAAGCUCUUAUAAACCCACUGAACGCUACCUGCCCAGCACCAAACAGCAGAUAGACACAGUUGGUGAACAUAGUGGAACAAUUAGCAGCUAAAGAGCCAGAUAUUUCCGUCAGGGGCUGGUGGAGACCUGUAGCCCCAUUUGUGACCUCAGCACUCUGUACGUUACUCAUUGAUUUGGUCACAUAUCGCAAACCUUAGAGGGAAAAUCAAAGCGUUAUUUCUUUUACCUGUUAUCCAGCAGCGAGUUCAAAGAUAUUUUCUUAAUUUCAUAGAUGUUUGCUUUCUACCUGAUGUUUAAAAUGUUUAAAUUCCUAUUGACUGUGCCACUCAGCUCUGCUCUUCUUCUUCUCUGGAACGAAUACAACUCAGGUCUACUGCUCAGUCUGUGGAAAUAUUAGAUUUGGACAUCCAUUAGAUCACAAAAAUACCUUUGAAUAAUGUAACCAGCUGCUGGAUAACAGGUGAAAAAAUAACAUUUAGAUUUUUCCCCUAAGAUUUCUUUAGGGAACUAUAUGUGACCGAAUCACAGAGUAAUGUACAAAGUGCUGAGGUCACAGAUGAAGUUGGUGGAGACCAAAACAGAGCUAAAAGAAAAGCAAAUAUUUGACUUGCAUUCGUCAGGUUGCCAGAAACACGACUCCAAAUGAAUGAUAAUGUUUCUCCGUAUCUGCUGGAUGUGUAAAUAGGUUUGCUAACCAUAUCUUUAUAAGGCGAUAAUAUGUCAGUGUUGUGUUUACAGUUUGUUGCAUUGUCCCUAAAUGGCCAAAGAAUUAAUUAUUGCAGGUUUAAUAUAUGUUUUUAAAAUGACGUGCUUUAAAUGAUGCGUGCGCUAUAAUUUUGUAUUAAUUGUGCACACCACUAUUUGUAAGUGCCUACUGGUCAAAGCUUAAGAUGUAUUAACCAAUGUAUGCAUUUUGUUCUGGAGAACAAAAUAAAUAAAUAAUAAAGAGGCUAAAGUGCUGUAAAACAGA
Molecule: messenger RNA, 3462 nt
Organism: Siniperca chuatsi (mandarin fish)
Lineage: Eukaryota; Metazoa; Chordata; Actinopteri; Centrarchiformes; Sinipercidae
Gene: arsb
Product: arylsulfatase B
Exons: 8
Coding region: 318-1877 (519 amino acids)
Source: RefSeq, a predicted model, not a curated record